AUGUUUGUACCCGCUGCUGAGAGGAAGUGUUGCUUUGUUGUGAGCAGGCGGCGCUGCAGCUGGCGGAAGAGGAGGUCGCCUAGUCCAGUUUCUAUGCACUGGUACAGAGACAGAAAGAUAAAUGAGCUGGAGGAGAGAAAAGAAGAAGGAAAAAGACGGUGUCAGUCAGAUAACGGGAGGGUUACUAUAAUGGCCGCUAAGUCGGAUGGAGUGUUAAAGAUGAAGAAAAGCGACGUGGCUUUUACUCCCUUGCAAAACUCUGACCAUUCAGGCUCGGUGCAGGGAUUAGCCCAAGGAUCUCAGCCGGAUUCGGGAACCGGGGAGGUGGACUACGUGGAUGUGGAGUCCCACUGUUGUGGCUCCUCUUCCCUGUGCCUUCGUCUGGGCAGGGAGCAACAGAACUACUCGGUGUGGGACUGUCUCUGGAUUCUCGCCGCGGUGACCGUUUAUUUUGCCGACGUGGGCACAGAUGUUUGGCUCUCCGUAGACUAUUACCUCCGCGGCCAGUACUGGUGGUUCGGACUCACUCUGUUUUUCGUGGUGCUCGGUUCGUUUUCUGUGCAGGUCUUCAGCUUUAGGUGGUUCGUACAUGAUUUCAGCACCGAGGAGAGCGCAGAAACUGCUGGUGCUGCCAAUGACUCUCAUGUGGAUGGGAAGCUGGUCAGCGGCUCUGCCGCACAUGGAGACAUGGAUGCCCGUCUUUCAACACCACAAAGACAGGCUUCUACAGCCAGCAAGAGCAACGCCACAACUAACAGCAGCAACAGCAGCACCACAACUAGCAAGACUAGAACUGCAUCUUGUUCCCUUUGCAUCUGGCUCUUGCAGUCAGUCAUCCACAUCCUGCAACUGGGGCAAAUCUGGAGGUAUUUCCACACCAUAUACCUUGGCAUAAGAAGCCGUCGGAGUGGAGAGAAUGACAGGUGGCGCUUUUAUUGGAGAAUGGUGUAUGAGUAUGCAGACGUGAGUAUGCUGCAUUUGCUAGCUACCUUUCUGGAGAGCGCUCCGCAACUUGUCCUGCAGCUCUGCAUUAUAAUUCAGACCCACCACUUACAGGCUCUCCAAGGUCUCACAGCAGCAGCAUCCUUGGUGUCCCUGGCCUGGGCUCUGGCCUCCUAUCAAAAGGCUCUCCGGGACUCUCGUGAUGACAAGAAGCCCAUCAGCUACCUAGCCGUCAUCAUUCAGUUCUGCUGGCACUUCUUCACCAUUGCCGCCCGGGUAAUCACCUUCGCACUCUUCGCCUCUGUGUUCCAGCUCUACUUCGGUAUCUUCAUUGUCCUGCACUGGUGCAUCAUGACAUUCUGGAUCGUCCACUGCGAGACCGAGUUCUGCAUCACCAAGUGGGAGGAGAUUGUCUUCAACAUGGUAGUGGGGAUCAUCUACAUCUUCAGCUGGUUCAACGUCAAGGAAGGACAGACCCGCUGCCGUUUGUUCAUCUAUUACUUUGUAAUCCUUUUGGAGAACACAGCCUUGAGCGCCCUCUGGUACUUGUACCGGGCUCCGCAGAUCACUGACGCCUUUGCCAUCCCUGCUCUCUGUGUCGUCUUCAGCAGCUUUCUGACUGGAAUAGUCUUCAUGCUCAUGUACUAUGCCUUCUUUCACCCCAAUGGACCCAGGUUUGGCCACUCACCGAGCUGCAUACUUGUGGACCCUGCGACCACCUUUACACUACCCCCCGAGGUUGCGACCAACACCCUGAGGGCAGUUUCACAAAAUCGGGUGCCUGUGGCGGCACUAGAUAGGGAUCCGAAAUACACAGAGAGGGACGGCUGCGUGCCUGUGUUUCAGGUGAGGCCCACCGCCCCUUCCACCCCAUCCUCUCGUACUCCGCGGAUAGAGGAAACUGUGAUUAAAAUAGACCUGUUGAGGAACAGGUAUCCUGCCUGGGAGAGGCAUGUGCUGGACAGAGGUAUACGCAAGGCCAUCCUAACACUUGAGUGUUCACCCUCUCCCCCCCGGCUGCAGUAUAAAGAUGAUGCUCUCAUUCAAGAGCGCUUGGAAUAUGAGACCACACUGUAGCCUUUGGGGAUGUCUUCUUAAAAAAACUGCUAGAGGAUCAACUUAAGGGUGAACAGCAGGAUUGUGGCAAUAAGUUCCUAGCUCUCUCUAUACAUAGCAUCAAUCCAUGAUGUUGAUUGUCAUGGAUUGAAAAUAAGCACGAUUUCUAUUUCAUUUGAAGGAUGUAUUGUUGUUGUUUUUGUACGUUUUUUUUAAGUGUACCUGACAGGGAAUACAUAUACCAAUAAGAGGGCAUCACAUCCAAGAAUCUACACACCGCAACCCAAAUUAUUUGCAGUUUUUCUUUCUCUGACUCAAAAAAGGGAAUUGGCCACUUGAACAAACACCAUGUACAGAUAACAAGCCAUAGCUCAAAAGCAAGAACUUCAGCUGUCUUCUAUUUACAAUACCUUGUAGCUGCUUGUUGUUCUGCCUUCCCAUAUUGAGAUUACUUAAGCUCAUUUCCAGGCUCAGCAGCCCAUUUAAUUAAACUAUAACAUAAUCAUAUUGAAAAAGUACACAUUUUUUUAACCUAGUGGAGGAGCAGAAAUUAUAUUUACUAUAUACAGUACCCAUGGGAACAUUAACUCACUAGAUCCUUAAUUCAAGACUCAUUAUGCUGGCCACUGUGUGUGUUAUUAAGACGCCAUGCUCUUAUUGUGCCAAAAGCUCUAUAACUACUGGACUUUAUAGACUCAAGGCAUUUUUGCAGAGAGAAACUGGGCAGCAGGAAUCAGCAAUCAUAAGCAUGUACUUGAAUUUGCAUCUUAGUUGUCAGAGAUGCUAGUCAAAUAAUACGCACCCUUAAACAGGCUCAAGGGCAGACUAAAUUAUGAUAUUUACAAAGGAAGAGAUAAACAGACAGUUGAGACCCAUUGGCAGCUGAAUAUAUAUCCUCAUUUUCAAGUUGCAGGCUUGAUGGACUGCAGGAUAAGCACACAUGUGCUGAAAAAAAGAAGAUGCUUUGUAACAGGACUCUAAAGCCAAACCACACAUGCAGCAAAUAAUUGCAACUGUAAUAUUAAAGAUGCAACAUUCCUUUUUACUGGUUGUGGUAUUAAAGUCACUCAGCUGUAGACAGUGGAAGCAUUGUUUAAAACCAGGCACAGCGGAGUUCAGGCCUAAUGAUGGUCAUUCCUUUUUAAGCUACAACAAAAAACAAAUAACCUUGAUAUCCUUUUCAGAGCACCUGUGUGCAUCCUGCUGCUCUGCUCAAUGCUAAAACAAGUAUAGGGCUGAAACCACUUCUGUCAUUGUGACUGUCAAUAGACAUUGCUUUAAACCAAGUGACUUCAUGAUGGCUGCCAAGGCAUGUUAAUCACCUCAGAAACUUGUUAAGCCAUUAUUUUGUUGUGCAUAUUGGUAAUCAAUGGAAUAAAAAAGGAAGCUGCAUCUUUAAGAAUUCUAGAGAAGCUGUGUGGGGUUUAGCUGCCCCAUCAGCUUUAGCUCCAAAACUUCUGUUUCACCAAGAUAAAACAAAAACAAAGGCUAAAUGAAAGAAAGAAAAACAAACACAACACGUGUUGGCAACAGGAAUCACAACACUCCAACUGCUAUAUUUAGAGUGUAAUUGCAGUUAGUGUGGGAGGGGAGGUAGGAUUAACAAAAGGCCAUUUAAUGUCACUAACUGGUAGUUGUUAGGCUAGCGUGUAGUUAUUAGGCUAACUUGUUUUAUUUUCUAACAGGAAAUAACACAAGAGAGGUGGUGGACUCCUUUAAUACACCAAUAAUAAGUAUAUUUAACUGUCAGAAUUAACCGAUCUAAUAUACAGUGUACAAGUACUUGACAUAUAAAGAGGCAAAAAAUAAAUUCCAAUCCACACGCACACGCACACGCACACGCACACACACACACACACAGUAGGGAGUCAAUUAUCCAAACUAAUUGGGACCAAUACUAGUUUGCAUGAUCAAUUUGUAUGGCUAAUCAAAUAGGUAUUAAUAACAAUUACUGUACCUUUAAUAAUGUUUAGAAUAAUGUUAACAUACACAAGUACAGAAUUAAGUGCACAAGUACCUACUGAUGAUAUUCAGCUAAUAACCUAUUCUGUCACAUUAAGCAUUCAAAAUUCCAAAGCUUUAUAAAUCAUUAAAUUAAUGCAAUUCAGUAAAAC
Molecule: messenger RNA, 4112 nt
Organism: Polyodon spathula (Mississippi paddlefish)
Lineage: Eukaryota; Metazoa; Chordata; Actinopteri; Acipenseriformes; Polyodontidae
Gene: xkr4
Product: XK related 4
Exons: 3
Coding region: 1-2019 (672 amino acids)
Biological process (GO): engulfment of apoptotic cell; apoptotic process involved in development; phosphatidylserine exposure on apoptotic cell surface
Cellular component (GO): plasma membrane
Source: RefSeq, a predicted model, not a curated record